GUGACAGCGGCUGGCACCGGAAACGAAACCAAACUCGCCCCGCGGGCCGCCUCCGGGGCCCCGCCGGGCCCUCGGCGCCGCGCCACCGGAACCAGCCCGCUCCCGCCAUUUCCCGCCGCUCCCGCCGGCCCGCAGCGCCGCGCUGGGCGGAGAAGGCCGGCUGCAUGGCGCGCCGCGAGGACUGCGGGGACGGCGCCCGCGCCCGGCAGCACGUGUUCCUGCUUCCAGAAUAUUUAAAAGAUGCUUCCAAGAAGAUGAAAAGUGGGCUUAUGUUUGUAAAAUUGGUUAACCCAUGUUCAGGGGAAGGAGCCCUUUACUUGUUCAAUAUGUGUCUACAACAGCUGUUUGAAAUAAAAGUUUUCAAGGAAAAACACCAUUCUUGGUUUAUAAAUCAAUCAGUUCAAUCAGGAGGUCUUCUCCAUUUUGUUACACCCAUGGACCCUCUAUUUCUGCUCCUCCACUACCUUAUAAAAGCUGAUAAAGAGGGAAAGUUCCAGCCUCUAGAUCAAGUUGUGGUGGAUGAUAUGUUUCCGAAUUGCAUCUUGUUGCUGAAACUUCCUGAACUUGAGAAGUUACUUCAACAUGUGACAGAGGGAAAAGAAAUAGGCAAAAAGAAAUAUUACAAGUACAGCAAAGAGAAGACAUUAAAGUGGCUGGAAAAAAAGGUUAAUCAGACCGUGGCAGCAUUAAAAACCAGUAACAUAAAUGUCGGUGCCCGUGUACAGUCAACUGCAUUUUUCUCCGGUCACCAUAUUUCCAGUGACAAGGAAGAGGACUAUAUUCGUUAUGCCCAUGGCCUGAUAUCUGAUUACAUCACUAAAGAAUUAAGUGAUGACUUAUCUAAAUAUUUAAAGCUUCCAGAAGAUUCCGCUUCAUUGCCAAAACCUCCAUCAAAGAAGGUAAAGUUAUCAGAUGAGCCUGUAGAAGCAAAAGAAGAUUACACUAAGUUUAAUACCAAAGAUAUGAAGACAGAAAAGAAAAAUAGCAAAAUGACUGCAGCUCAAAAGGCGUUGGCUAAAGUUGACAAGACUGGAAUGAAAAGUAUUGAUUCCUUUUUUGGUGCAAAAAAUAAAAAAAAAGUUGGAAAGAUUUGAAACUUUGAAAAUGAAAAAUGAAAUCCAGCAGAAAUGUUUUAUCUUUUACAGUUCCACUUUUGUCCUUCCUCCAUGUCACUGUACUUCCUGACCCUUAAUCACCAUCCUUUGAAAUAAAAUAAAAGAGCAGUUUUUAGAUUCACUUGAA
Molecule: messenger RNA, 1242 nt
Organism: Myotis myotis
Lineage: Eukaryota; Metazoa; Chordata; Mammalia; Chiroptera; Vespertilionidae
Gene: RNASEH2B
Product: ribonuclease H2 subunit B
Exons: 11
Coding region: 165-1094 (309 amino acids)
Biological process (GO): RNA catabolic process; ribonucleotide metabolic process
Cellular component (GO): ribonuclease H2 complex; nucleoplasm
Source: RefSeq, a predicted model, not a curated record